Messenger RNA from Ochotona curzoniae (black-lipped pika), 2836 nucleotides. RefSeq names its product protein kinase C delta (gene PRKCD). Lineage: Eukaryota; Metazoa; Chordata; Mammalia; Lagomorpha; Ochotonidae. Gene Ontology annotation, molecular function: ATP binding; diacylglycerol-dependent serine/threonine kinase activity. The coding region runs from base 204 to 2312 and encodes 702 amino acids. The transcript is spliced from 18 exons. Gene Ontology annotation, biological process: protein phosphorylation. The record is from RefSeq and is a predicted model, not a curated record.
GUGCCUCGGCGCGGGUACGGGAGGCGGCGGCAGCUCCGAUUCCCGGAGCGACCCUAGGCGUCGGUCCACGGAGCCCAGGCCCGGGGCCGCGCCUCGCCUGCCCGUGGUGGGUCCCGAUCAGACCCCGUCCACGCGCGCCCGGGAGCCGCCACCCCUGGCCCCGCGCGACCCCCUGGCGCCUGCGGUGCUCCGGAGGCCCUGCCAUGGCGCCCUUCCUGCGUAUCUCCUUCAAUUCCUACGAGCUGGGCACCCUGGAGGGCGAAGGUGAGGAGAACCAGCCCUUCUGUGCUGUGAAGAUGAAGGAGGCACUCAGUACAGAGCGCGGGAAGACACUAGUGCAGAAGAAGCCAACCAUGUACCCAGAGUGGAAGUCGUCGUUUGACGCCCAUAUCUACGAGGGCCGCGUCAUCCAGAUCGUGCUCAUGCGGGCGGCUGAAGAGCCCGUGUCUGAGGUGACGGUGGGCGUGUCGGUGCUGGCGGAACGCUGCAAGAAGAACAACGGCAAGGCUGAGUUCUGGCUGGACCUGCAGCCCCAGGCCAAGGUGUUGAUGUCUGUGCAAUAUUUCCUGGAGGACGGGGACUGCAGACCAUCUUUGCGUGGGGAGGACGAAGGCAUGUUGUCGACCAUCAACCGCCGUGGGGCCAUCAAACAGGCCAAAAUCCACUACAUCAAGAACCAUGAGUUCAUCGCCACCUUCUUUAAUCAGCCUACCUUCUGUUCUGUGUGCAAGGAGUUCGUCUGGGGUCUCAACAAGCAAGGCUACAAAUGCAGGCAAUGUAACGCUGCCAUCCACAAGAAAUGCAUUGACAAGAUCAUCGGCCGGUGCACCGGCACAGCAGCCAACAGCCGGGAUACCAUAUUCCAGAAAGAACGCUUCAACAUCGACAUGCCGCACCGAUUCAAGGUUCACAACUACAUGAGCCCCACCUUCUGCGACCACUGCGGCAGCCUGCUGUGGGGGAUCGUGAAGCAGGGCAUGAAGUGCGAAGACUGCGGCAUGAACGUGCACCACAAGUGCCAGGGGAAGGUGGCCAACCUCUGUGGCAUCAACCAGAAGCUCUUGGCUGAGGCCUUGAACCAAGUCAGCCAGAAAUCUACCCGGAGACAGGACUCAAUGUCCACGGAGCCUGUGGGGAUCUACCAGAGCUACGAGAAGAAAGGCGUCUCUGGGGAUGAUGCCCCAGGUGAAGCUGGGGCCCCUACCCCUGCUGAUUCUUCUGUCCCCCACAAGAGCUCAGAACAGGGCCCAUCCUCUCUCCCACUGCCCAACAACAGCGGGACUUAUGGCAAGAUCUGGGAAGACAGCCGCGCUUGCCACUUGGACAACUUCACCUUCCACAAGGUCCUGGGAAAGGGCAGCUUUGGGAAGGUGAUGCUUGCGGAACUCAAGGGCAAAGGCAAGUUCUUUGCCGUCAAAGUCCUCAAGAAGGAUGUGGUGUUGGUCGACGACGACGUGGAGUGCACCAUGGUGGAGAAGCGGGUGCUGGCGCUCGCCUCUGAGAACCCCUUCCUCGCUCAGCUCUUCUGCACCUUCCAGACCAAGGAACACCUGUUCUUUGUGAUGGAAUUCCUCAACGGGGGAGAUCUGAUGUACCACAUCCAGGAUAAAGGGCGCUUCGAGCUGUACCGGGCCAUGUUCUACGCAGCUGAGAUCAUCUGCGGACUGCAGUUCCUACACAAAAAAGGCAUCAUCUACAGAGACCUCAAGCUGGACAAUGUGCUACUGGACCGAGAGGGCCACGUCAAGAUCGCCGAUUUUGGGAUGUGCAAGGAGAACAUGUUUGGGGAGAACCGGGCCAGCACCUUCUGCGGCACGCCUGACUACAUUGCCCCCGAGAUCCUACAGGGCCUAAAGUACACGUUCUCAGUAGACUGGUGGUCCUUUGGGGUCCUGCUCUAUGAGAUGCUCAUUGGCCAGUCCCCUUUCCACGGGGAUGAUGAGGACGAGCUCUUCGAGUCUAUCCGUGUGGAUACUCCGCACUAUCCCCGCUGGAUCACCAAAGAGUCCAGAGACAUCUUGGAGAAGCUGUUUGAGAGGGACCCACUCAAGAGACUGGGAAUGACAGGAAACAUCAGAGCCCAUCCCUUCUUCAAGACCAUCAACUGGAUCCUGCUGGAGAAGCGGAAGGUUGAGCCCCCCUUCAAGCCCAAAGUGAAAAACCGGGGCGACUUCAGCAACUUUGACCAGGAGUUCCUGAACGAAAAGGCCCGCCUUUCCUUCAGUGACAAGACUCUCAUUGACUCCAUGGACCAGUCGCCAUUUGCCGGCUUCUCCUUCGUGAACCCCAGAUUGCAGCACCUCCUGGCAUAGUGAGACUCUCAGACACACUUGUCCUCCCCACCUGAGGGACUGCUCCCUAGCCCCCAGCCCCACACAGGCUGACCGGACCUUCCCCUCCGUGCCUGUGUACCUGCCAGUUCCCCACCAUGCUUACCCUGCCCCCUGAGGGCCCUGGCUCCUGGCUGGCGGGGCUGUCAUGGUACUUCUGUGAACUUGUGUGAAUUUGCUUUUCCUCUACACUCAGAGGGAAAUUGUAAAUCCUGUGUUUCAUGACUUGAAUGCAGUUAUCUAUUGAAAAUAUAUGUUAUAUAUAUAUACUUAUAUAGAUGAUAGGCUGUAUAUAUUGCUCAGUGGAGAAAAGCGUGGGGGCUGCUAACGUGUUGAUCUUUUGAAGUAGAUAUGUAUGUGUGUGUAUAUAUAUAUAUAUAUGUGUGUGUGUGUGUGUGUGUGUGUAUGUACACAUGUGAUCGCAAAAGACCAGGAAAGGAGCUGCCGCGGGACGGACCCCCGGGUUCUCCGUUCUGCCCAUCUGAAUAAACAAUGCAUGGUACUGA